Molecule: messenger RNA, 1256 nt
Organism: Cryphonectria parasitica EP155
Lineage: Eukaryota; Fungi; Ascomycota; Sordariomycetes; Diaporthales; Cryphonectriaceae
Exons: 2
Coding region: 854-1093 (79 amino acids)
Source: RefSeq, a predicted model, not a curated record
GGUCGACUUGAUUAUGCAUGUCUGUCACCCGGUGACUGAACUCCCGGGCCUGUGGUAACAUCACAUCGCUUGUCUCGCUCUGGCGCUACCCACCGCCAAUCAAUGCCCGCUCUGGAAGGCUGCUGCGCCUGGAAACUCUCUUUUUCCCUUCCCGUUCCCUCCUAUUCUCUUCUCGUUGGCUCUAUUCUCAGCCGUCCCUCCUCCUUCACUGGCCAGCAACGUCAGCCCGGAAGCAACCUUUCGGGCUUUUUUUUUCGACCACUGGCAACAGCCGCCUGCCCUCCAGCCCCAUCGUUUUACGGCCAUUUUCCGGACUGCAAGGCCAAGGUGUGUGUGUUUCUAAAAUGAUGAUGAUGAUGAUGCCACCUGGCCGUGUAGUGUAGUCAGUGCACACACACCAUUCACACCCGCUCUGCCACUGCCACUGCCACAACCUCGACGCCUCCACACGCUUCUUUUCAGGAAACGGCCAUCAGCUCUCCGAGUCUAAAGGAAACUCAGCUGCAAUCUGCACGCGCGCCUGGGGUGAGUAGGGCAUGUGGCUGCAGCCUGCGCCAGCGCCAGCGCUGCUGCACGUCGGUGUCGUGACUUUUGUUUAUUCAUCGUGCUGCUCGGCGAUGAUCUGGAUGCCGAAAGCUGCCCGCAUACUUGGCAUGCUGAUCAUGAGAUACGGAGGCUCGACCAAUGCCUUUUUUAGCUACUUUCUCUUGCUCUCGCUUCUCCUCUGGCCCAGAAUACGGCAUGCGGUCGCGAGUCGCGCCUGCAGUCGACGGGACCCUGCCCUCCCCUGGUACAUCCUCUCUCUUAUGCGCUACCAGGUUUUACCCUGAAGGCCUUCUCCCAAGAUAGGUCGAUGGCGCCAUGGCUUGUACCUCGGUCCUCGUGGCCCCUGACUUGUGGGUGGAUACGGUACCUUGACUAUGACAGAAGAGAGCCUGGCAGCUCUGGUAGCUCUCAAAAGUGGGUGUUCGUGCCCCAGCCCAGCCCAGCCCAGCGCACCCUGCCCUCCAGACGGCGGCGGAUGGAGAUCGUGGCGUUCCAGGGCCCAGUUUGCUGGAUCUGCCACGUCGGUCCACUGAUUCUCGAGAAAUGACGAAAAGAUAGACAAGACACAAAAGAAGAUAGGAGAGAAGACGAAAAAUAGAUCGAAAUAAAGAAAAGCAAAUGAUCGGAAAGUGCUGUUUUUUUCGUAUGUUCUGCUGUACUGCUGGCUUUGCAUUUGCUGGGGUCCCAUAUUGGUCGUGGCCUGUCUGGUC